Molecule: messenger RNA, 1959 nt
Organism: Acanthosepion pharaonis
Lineage: Eukaryota; Metazoa; Mollusca; Cephalopoda; Sepiida; Sepiidae
Source: the annotation of a GenBank genome assembly
AUGUCAUUACAUUUUCUUUUUUCCUUUUUCUUUUCUUUCUCUCUCUCUUCCUUUCUCUCUCUCUUUCUCUCUUCCUUUCUCUUUCUCUCUCUCUCUCCUUUCCUUUCUUUCUCUCUCGCUUUUCUUUCUUUCUUUCUCUCUCCCUCCUUUCCUUUCUUUCUAUCUUAUUUCCUCUCUCUCCUUUCUUUCUCUCCCCUUACCUUUUUCUCUCACCUUUCCUUUCUUUCUUUCUUUCUUUCUUUCUUUCUUUCUUUCUUUCUUCUUUCUUUUAUUUUCUUUCUCUCUCCUUUCUUUUUGUGUCUCUCUCUCCUUUUCUUUCUCUUACCUUUCCUUCUUUCUUUCUUUUCAAUCUUUUUUCUCUCUCCUUCUCUUUCAUCGCUGCACAUCCUGGUUCGCGGUGGCACUUUUGUCAUUAAAUUCUUUACUAUGUUUGAACCUAACAGCAUCAGUUUGAUUUAUCUUCUGGUGAAAUUCUUUGAAAAGGUGAAUGUCUUUAAACCAGCAACAAGCAAGCAAGGCAACUCAGAAGUGUAUAUCGUCUGUUUAAACUACCGUGGAUUGGAUGUUUGCCCAAAUCCAGACAUGCUGAACAGUCUUCAAAAAUUAAUAUUUAGUGAUGCAUGUAUUCCUGAUUGUUUAUGGGAUAUGUCAUCCAUUCCUGCUAGUUUUUUUGAAUUACACCUUCACUGUUGUCGGCUGUUCACUGGAUGGCAAGAGGCUGUGAUUAAGAACAAUUUACGUUUAUAUCCUUGUACUGUUGGUAGGAAGAAGAAAUUGGACCUUCUCCGCCAUUACUGCUGCAAUGAAUAUCUAUCUCGUUAUCCGUGCCAGAAGAUCCCAGUCAGCAACCGCUUGGCGAAUCCACAAAAUUUAUUUAUUCAAAGUGAUGACUUCUUGGCACUUAACUUUCAAACUAAACAUGAAGGAACUUUUACUGAACGCAUGGACUACUUUUCUCUGGCUUGGAAAGACAAAUUGAAACAUUUUGACUUGGAUGAGUACAAACCUUUGGAAACGUCCAUACCUCCAACUUUGAUAAAAACACAAUCUCCACCUCCACGAAGCAACUCCCAACUAAAAAUGCUUUUCGAAAAACCGUUUUCUAUUAUACAAAGUUCUCGGCUUUGUUGCAUAAAACUGUUGGAUGUUUUGAACAUCGUCCUUGAAAACACUAAUUGUACUGCUUACCUUGAACAACAGCAACAGAAUCUUUGGGUUUGCUUAUCUAAUACAAUCAGAUCAUUGUUUGAAUUGAACAAAACUGCAGCUCCACUACAUUCCUUAGUCUGUUGUCUGCCUGAUGACUGGAACUUCUUGAAGGAACUACACAUUAAAGAAUUAAACAUUUCCCAAGUGGAUUCACCUGAAACUCUUCCAUCUCAGCCUUUCACUCUAUUUGUUAAUGCAACAUCUUCCUUGGAUUGUCUGGGGAAAGGUGAGAUCAAAGACAAAAGACGAUUGCUUUCCAAAAUCACAUUUGCCCUUCAGAACUUGAAGCCCAAGGAUGAUCUGAUAAUUCUGUUUCACCCGCUGAUGACACGAUUUACAGCUGGGUUAAUACUGUUGGCCAACGACUGUUUCAAGAAGUUACAGUUCUUUGCCAGUCCUGGUGGAUUGUCACUUAGGCAGUUAUUGGUCUUCUCAGGAUUUUUAUCUUGUCCAGCAAACAUUGCUAAACAUUUGCAAACCAUCAAUGAUUGGUAUGAGGCACCAAAGCAAUCGCCACUGCAACUUGAUAUUCUAGAAGUUGUCUCCUCAGAAAAUCUGAAUGACGAUAUUACUUUUUUCAACACUGUAAUGGAAAGGAACGGAAAUUUAAUGAAAUCCUUUCUGUAUUCUGUUCUUUCUCUCGAAAAAAAACGGCUAACACAAAUCUUUAUUGUGAAGCAAGUCUUCAUUUACAAUAAGGUCAUUGUGAAAACAGGAAAUUAUUUGAUACUGAAAAGUUCUAUCUUCUGA